Messenger RNA from Nycticebus coucang (slow loris), 5474 nucleotides. It is a transcript of the gene RANBP10, whose product is annotated as RAN binding protein 10. The record is from RefSeq and is a predicted model, not a curated record. Gene Ontology annotation, biological process: cell surface receptor signaling pathway; cytoskeleton organization. Lineage: Eukaryota; Metazoa; Chordata; Mammalia; Primates; Lorisidae. Bases 109 to 1971 code for a protein of 620 amino acids. Gene Ontology annotation, cellular component: cytoplasm. Gene Ontology annotation, molecular function: protein binding. The transcript has 14 exons.
ACUCGGUUUCCCUGCGGCCCCGGGAGGCUCGCGGGCCAUUGGCUGAGCGGCGCGGAUCUGGUCCCGCUCCUCCCCGCCCUCAGUGACACAAUAGCAGCUCCCUCCAAGAUGGCGGCGGCGACGGCGGACCCGGGAGCUGGGAACCUGCAGGCUGGAGACUCCUCCGGCGGGGGCGCUGGGGGCGGGCUGCCGUCUCCCGGAGAGCAAGAGCUGAGCCAGCGCCUGCAGCGCCUGUACCCCGCAGUCAACCAGCAAGAGACGCCGCUGCCGCGCUCCUGGAGCCCCAAGGACAAGUACAACUACAUCGGCCUCUCCCAGGGCAACCUCCGCGUCCACUACAAAGGUCAUGGCAAAAAUCACAAAGAUGCAGCCUCAGUGCGUGCUACCCACCCCAUACCUGCUGCCUGUGGCAUUUAUUACUUUGAGGUGAAGAUUGUCAGCAAAGGAAGAGAUGGGUACAUGGGAAUAGGACUCUCAGCUCAAGGUGUCAACAUGAACAGACUUCCUGGUUGGGACAAACAUUCCUAUGGCUACCAUGGCGAUGAUGGGCAUUCCUUCUGCUCUUCAGGGACUGGCCAGCCCUAUGGUCCCACAUUCACCACAGGAGAUGUAAUCGGCUGCUGUGUCAACCUAAUCAAUGGCACCUGCUUCUACACCAAGAAUGGCCACAGCCUUGGUAUAGCCUUCACAGAUCUCCCGGCCAACCUCUACCCCACUGUAGGCCUACAGACACCUGGGGAGAUUGUGGAUGCCAACUUCGGGCAGCAGCCCUUCCUGUUUGACAUUGAGGACUACAUGCGGGAGUGGCGUGCCAAGGUCCAGGGUACUGUCCACUGCUUCCCCAUCAGUGCCCGGCUUGGUGAAUGGCAAGCGGUGCUGCAGAACAUGGUUUCAUCUUACCUGGUGCACCAUGGGUAUUGUGCCACGGCCACAGCUUUUGCCCGAAUGACUGAAACCCCAAUUCAGGAAGAACAGGCGUCCAUAAAGAACAGACAAAAGAUCCAGAAGCUAGUGCUGGAGGGCCGCGUGGGUGAGGCCAUCGAGACCACCCAGCGCUUCUACCCGGGGCUGCUGGAGCACAACCCUAAUCUGCUCUUCAUGCUCAAGUGCCGUCAGUUUGUGGAGAUGGUGAAUGGGACCGACAGUGAGGUCCGCAGCUUGAGCUCCCGAAGCCCCAAGUCCCAGGACAGCUACCCUGGCUCCCCCAGCCUCAGCCCCCGCCAUGCCCCCAGUAGUUCCCACAUGCACAGCACAGGAGCAGACAGUCCCAGCUGUAGUAAUGGCGUCACAUCUACCAAGAGUAAACAGAAUCACAGUAAAUACCCCGCACCCAGCUCCUCAUCCUCGUCCUCAUCCUCCUCGUCUUCCUCUUCCCCAUCCUCCGUCAAUUACUCCGAAUCCAACUCAACAGACUCUACCAAGUCCCAGCCCCACAGCAGUACCAGUAACCAGGAGACCAGCGACAGUGAGAUGGAGAUGGAGGCAGAGCAUUACCCCAAUGGUGUGCUAGAAAGCAUGUCCACACGUAUCGUCAAUGGCGCGUACAAACAUGAGGACCUGCAGACAGAUGAGUCCAGUAUGGAUGAUGGGCAUGCUCGGCGGCAGCUCUGCGGGGGCAACCAGGCUGCCACAGAAAGGAUUAUCCUGUUUGGCCGUGAGUUGCAGGCACUGAGUGAGCAGUUGGGCCAGGAGUACGGCAAGAAUUUGGCCCACACGGAGAUGCUACAGGAUGCCUUCAGCCUGCUUGCCUACUCAGACCCCUGGAGCUGCCCAGUUGGCCAACAGCUCGACCCCAUUCAGAGAGAACCUGUGUGCGCUGCCCUUAAUAGCGCCAUUUUAGAGUCUCAGAACCUGCCAAAGCAGCCACCUCUGAUGCUCGCCUUGGGUCAGGCAUCUGAAUGUCUACGGCUCAUGGCCCGAGCGGGCCUGGGAUCUUGCUCCUUUGCCAGAGUCGAUGACUACUUGCACUAGCUGACCAUGGUCACUGGCCCCACCUGACUGUCCACCAGCCUCAGGGCUGGAGCAGUCCUGUCCUUCUUAGGCACCUGGCACAGGGACCUGGAAGCCAUGGGCAGAGUCCACUCCUGCCUGGCCUCUUCCUUCCUUCCUUCCCUCCUUCCUUCCUUCCUUUCCUACCCCCCACCCUUAGUCUCUCUCUCUCUCCCCUUCACAUGCAGCGGCCUAUGACACAGUAUUGGCUGGUUACUCUCAUGUAGCGCCUUCUACUUUGAAAAGAGGGGUUUGUUUUGAGGAGGGAUUGGGGUUUUUUAAUCUUUCUCCUGACUGAGCCACCAGUAUUUAUCUCUGGAGAGUUUGUGCUGAGCUGGUUUCUGCUAAUUUAGUGAUGAAGUCUAUCCAAGUUGGUGAUAGCUUAUUAUUUUCAUAAGUAAAAAAAAAAUGAGAUUAUAUAUAUAAAUAUAUAUAUUAACAAAAAAAAGGAAGACACAGUAUUUAUCGUAGUGUUAGUGGUCCAGCACCUCUUGGGUGAGGCUGUCCAGAUACCAUGUUUUUAUUUGAGUCCAACUCAUUUAAAAAGAAUCAUCUCUAUCACCUCAGCCAAGUGAUUUGUUUAUUUUAGUCUCCCCCUUUGUUGAGCCACAGGCCCAGCUGUAGCCUAGGGAAGCCAAAUAAGCUUUGGGGGGAGGGGGCUACUUGGUGGUCAGGAUCAGUCUUAGAUGAUUUUGCAGUAUCCCAAGAGGUGUGGGUCUUUAGGCCCCUGAGAACUGUUCUAAGCAGAAAACUGCAGGGCCAAAGGUCUAGAGAAAUGACAGGUUGGCCCAGGGCCAUAUAGCAGAGCAAGGGAGUAGAGGGUUCUUGGCCAGCACGCUAUCUACCACUCUACCCCACCUCUCACUGCCUGUCUUGCUUUCCUCUCUUCCCUUUUCAAUACCCUGUUUCCUUUGUUAAGAUGGCCAAAUAAUUCAUUUACUCUAAAUUGAUUGCCUGGAAACUACUUGCCUUCAACCCAAGAGCCACUGUGCGUCAGGCUACCAGAAAGAAGACUCCAUUCCCAGGACAGAGGUCUUUGAGUACAGGGGCUACUUUUUUCCUGCUUGGAUCUUCACCGUCUCUGCACAGCUCUGAGGGAAUUGAUGCUUUCUGUUGAGAAGCUGGUACCUUGUGGAGGCAGUUUCUUGGGCUGCUGGUUCAUGGAGUGGAUGGAAUCCUUGGUCCCCUAGACCAGCUUUGCUGCCACUAUGCCAGGCAGCUUCCCAGGCACUCCUAGAAAAGACUGUCAGGAGUAUUUGCUGGCCAGAGGAUGGGACCCCACAAGCUGUACAGAUUCCUUCCAGCUGUUUCCAAUGGAUCCUCACAGCUGGUAGAAAAAUGGUCCCACUACCAUUGGGGAAUCAGGAGAGGAAGGGCUGAGAUGGCUUCCUGGACUUGGGCAGGCCAUCUGUGGAGAGGACUGGCUGACCUGGAGGAAGAAAGGGAAGAAGCCUGUGCAGAGGAGUACCAGAAGGGGCUGGGAUUUCCUUCAUCACCUCAUAGCAUGAGGGGGAGCAUGCAGCUCCUACAAAGGGUAGGGUCAGCCAUGGCAAGACCAGAAGUUGAACUUCCAGUCCCUGCCUGAAUCUGGGCAUGCUCCUGUUCCAUGUUAGACACAGGAAUGGGGUUGUUGUGGCCUCAGAUAUUCAGUGCCCACUAGGUCUGACCAGGUCCACAGCUGGACAAUAAGAAAAAUGAUUGAGUUGGACCAGCUGCUGGCUAUGGCCCUGUACUUACCCAGAGUUCUGGCUUGGGAGAUGGUCCUGUAGCUGCUGCUUUUUCUUGGUCUCUGCCAGAGCCUCAACUGGCAGCUCAUAGACCAUGGCCUGUUGGGAGGUAUUGUUCUGUCUGUAAGGGAAACCUGUGAAAGCCUAGGAAUACCUAGCUCCCAAGCCCAUAGUUUGGAAACAUCCGGCUAUUAAAAAUGGUCAGAGCCUAGCCGGGCGUUGUGGCGGGCGCCUGUAGUCCCAGCUACUCGGGAGGCUGAGGCAAGAGAAUCACUGAAGCCCAGGAGUUGGAGGUUGCUGUGAGCUGUGUGAUGCCACGGCACUCUACCGAGGGCUAUAAAGCGAGACUCUGUCUCUACAUAAAAAAAAAAAAAAAAAAUUAAAGAAAAAUGGUCAGAGCCUGGCAGGAUUAGGAACUAAAACCAGAGGUUAAUGCAGCUGGAAUGGGGUUCAAUCCUCUCCUUUGCAAAUAAGGAAACAGGCCCAGGAGAUUAAGUGACUUGGCCAAAGUCACAUAGCAAAUCGGUGGCAGAGAUGGGACUUACCAUAUCCCUGUGGAUUGGUCCACAGCAUUUAGUCCUCAUGGGUGAGCCCCAUGAGGGCUUGGCUGGUGUGGCCUCCAGCUGUGUCAUGAGUGGCUGGUAUCUUAAGGGGUAUGUUAGGGAUGAGGAUGAUACCUGGGCUUGGGUUAUGAAGUGGCAGAGACAGGACCCAGGAGGGCCCAGGACAGCUGCAUGGGGUUGGGUAUGUGCCUGGCUCACACUUAGUAUCCAUGGUCACACCCUAUUUUCUGUGCCUUAUCUCACUGUUUCAGCUGAGUCCAAGUUGUUUACUCUGUUCCUCUCCAGAGGGGCUCUCUGUCCCAAUUGGACAGCUCUCCUUUGGGACAUAAGCCUUUGCCCCACAAGCUGUGGAGAGGGCCAAAGCCAGGCUGCAGACCCCACUCUCUUACUCAAUGAGUCCAGGCUUGCCUGCCAGCCAGAGGAGCCUUUAUGCAUAUCCAGUCCUACCAGCCUGAUUCCAGGAGACUGGAGUGGGAAAGGCAUCUGGGAGGAGCCCCAGUGAAGGGCUGGACCUGACCUGUGAAGACAGGAGGAAGAUUUUAAUCUGUUGGGUUGUCCAGCCCUGGGGAACAGCCUUCUCUACUCACCUUCCUCCUGUGGCACCAAAUGGUUACUCCUUCCAGUGCAAAAACUGGCAGACUACUCAAAGGAAGCCAGAACCUCCUAUCCCCAUCCACAUGAGUCUGCGGCUGGGUACAGACCAUUAAAACAGGGACAUCAUGAGACAAGAGAAUUGGAGACUGCCUGGCCACCCAGCGCCUUCUCACCCCUUAAGCAAGCACAAAGAAGAUACAGCAGAGAACUGUCAGAGCUGAAAGUUCCUUUGGUUGCUCACAACUCAGGUAUGCGUGCCGUGGGGCAGCCAGGUAGAAGAGCCCUACUUGACCGCCAGUCCCAUACACCUGGACCUGCGGCCAGAUCAUGGCCUCUGGCUGUCUUAGGCACUUGCCUCUUUGCAUCGGGUUUUCCUCCAUUAGUAACUACAGCUGAAACAGACAUCCUCCACAUUGUGCACACUGGUUCUGCCUUUGUCCUUGAGAGUUGAUACUUGGCAUUAGCAUGAAACUUGUGGGUGUGGGAGGGUUGAGAGAGAAUUCUAACACAAAACAUCCUAUUAAAAUUGUACUUGAGAGAUGAAAAAACUCCUGUUGUAUUUUGACAAAAUUAUUUUUAUUAAAAUACACAUCCAUGAGCA